AUGGAUGACGAUUAUGGUACCCAUACGUCAUUCGAUAGCCAGUAUCGGUUCCUGCACGAGAAAUACUUCCCUCGUAUUGCGUGGUCGGGCUUAAAGCUAAACCCGGCGAAGAGUCAUUUUUGGUCGAAGGACCUAAAACUUUUAGGCUUCGCGGGCAGCGGACAGGGUGGACUCCGCCCAUCAAUCGACAAAAUUGCGGCAAUAAGGGAUUAUCCAGUCCCAAGUGAUGUGGCUGGGCUGGAGCGAUUCCUGCAUAUUAGCACGUAUUUGAGGCAGUGGGUCCCGGGAAGAUCCGAUCACGCGAAGAUCUUGAAAACGGCGAUCCUCUGCAAAAUCAACAGCAUGGGAGCACGCAGGGACCUGGUUCUGCACUGGAAGGCAGAACACGACAGCUCAUUCAAGUACAUCAAAGAUUGCAUCGCAAACAACGUGAUCUGGGGAGGAGACCCUACCAUGCAGUAUCACCUAUCUACAGACGCUUCAAAUCUCGGAUUAGGCGCGGUGCUGUUUCAGCUUGACGGCUUACCGCUGAGCACCGUCGCGGGUCCCAAAUUUAGAGAAAACGAAAGGAUCAUUCUCUUCAUAUCAAAGGCUUUCGCGCCUGCAGAAACACGCUACCACACCACGGAACGCGAAGCGCUCGCGGUAGUGAGGGCGCUUAGUGAAGUGCGCUGGCUUGUGCUAGGAUCACCGCACCCAAUAAAGGUGUAUACCGAUCAUCAAGCGCUGCUCUCGGUCCUAAAAGGGGACGAAGCAAAAGGACGCAUCGCUAGAUGGCAAAUGCAGCUAGCAGAAUAUGACAUGGAGAUUCAUCACGUGCCAGGGUCACAAAACGUGAUAGCAGAUGGAAUGUCGAGGCUUAGCACAAGGUGGGAGGGUGAAUGCAAAGAGAUGGAGGUAUCGGCGGUGGAAAUAGAAGGGUGGAAAGACUUGGUGGAGGACGAGUGGUAUGGCGUGAUGGUGGAGUACAAGCUGACAGGGAUGUUGCCGGCGAGCAAGAUUGCGGGUAAGGCGGGCAAGGAAGAUUUAUCGGAAACGGAUAAAGCGAGAUGGCUGCGGAGACUGAAACACCAAUCGGCGCGCUUCGUAAUCGUCGAUCCCGAGACGUCGGGCCGACCGCACGGACUCCUAUAUCGGGAGAAGAACGGGGAAACGGCGAUCUGCAUCAAAAAAAGGAAUAUCAAAGAGAUCCUAAGUUGGGCACACGACGUACAUAGACACUUUGCGGAAUCAAUCACGUUAAAAAAGCUGAUCGGCAAGUACUAUUGGUCGACGCGCCAUCGCGACACUUCAUACUCUUGUCGAUCCUGCGACUCCUGUCAGCGAGUAGGCCCCCUAAGACCCUCACAGGCGCUAUUACCCAUAUUCCAGCUGCAACCAAUGGACUUAUGGGGCAUGGACUUCAUCGGACCAAUAGCCCCCAUAUCGAGGUCGGGCAAUAGAUACAUACUGAUCGUCGUCGAUUACUUCACCCGCUACCUCUUCACAAGCACGGUAGCAAGGGCGGACAGCGCGGCGGUAGUGGCGCUGAUCUCGGAGAUCGGGAAAUACAUUGGGUGGCCGCGUGCGAUAUACAACGAUAACGGCUCGCACUUUGUAAACGCGAGCGUCAAGCAGCUGCUCGAAAGAAGAGGGGUAAAACAAUUUCCGGCACCCAAGUCGCACCCCCAAUCGGUCGGCCUCGCUGAGCGCUAUGUACAGUUAGUAGUAGUAGGCCUGCGCACUCUGAUGGCAACCUCAUUACCCAAUCGGUACAUAUGGGACGAGAUGCUACCCGGGGUCACACACGCAAUAAAUACACGCGUUAUACGAGCGCAUGGGUAUACGCCUAGUCAGCUACUGUUUGAGUUCAACCUUAGAAGAACCUGGCUAGACGCCACUCCGAGGGACCAAUUAGCCUCCGCAGUUAUAUCAGAUGCAAUCGUUGAGAUAGUCGGAAGGCACGAAGUGAAUAGGGAGAUGAUGGGCGACAACCUGGGCGAAGCUGCAGAUGCUGCCGAACUGACGGAGCUGUGGACCUAUCACCAGAGGUUGUCGAAGGUUGAGGAGAUACGCGAAGCCGUUAGAACGAAGGCCUUGGAAAGGUUCGAAAUCGACAGACAGCAUGGCCGGAAGUUUGAAGCCAAAUGGGAAGGCCCGUACAAGCUUGAUAAAAUAGCCUGGCAUGGGAGGACCGGAAGAGUAUUCGACUUGAUCACUGGGGAAGAGGCAAGAGUCAAAAAGACUGGACUUCAUGAGAGGGUGCACCUCGACGACCUAAAGGUAUUCGUUCCUCGAGAAGAUCAUUGGCUGGGGUUCGAGGAAGAUAGACAAGAGCGAGGAAACUUGAGGUUCGUAGGACUGUGCGAGGUAUUGGGGAAGGACGAAGAGGAAGGAGUUAGAGAAUGGGGAGAUAGGACAGUGAUAUUCCCGGGCGGAAUGAAUAGGGUGGCGGAGGAGGAGUAG
Messenger RNA from Morchella sextelata, 2445 nucleotides. RefSeq lists its product as uncharacterized. Gene Ontology annotation, biological process: DNA integration. The coding region runs from base 1 to 2445 and encodes 814 amino acids. Gene Ontology annotation, molecular function: nucleic acid binding. The transcript is spliced from 2 exons. Lineage: Eukaryota; Fungi; Ascomycota; Pezizomycetes; Pezizales; Morchellaceae. The record is from RefSeq and is a predicted model, not a curated record.